Molecule: messenger RNA, 1602 nt
Organism: Strongylocentrotus purpuratus (purple sea urchin)
Lineage: Eukaryota; Metazoa; Echinodermata; Echinoidea; Camarodonta; Strongylocentrotidae
Exons: 2
Coding region: 667-1101 (144 amino acids)
Source: RefSeq, a predicted model, not a curated record
UGUAUAUAUUUUUGAAAAUUUUACCAAGUUUAGUCAAACAUUACGCAUGUAGAAAAUCAUUAAAACCUCAAGGAAAAUACAUAUGGGAUGCUGAAUGGUUAAAUAGAUAUGACUUUCAUUUUAAAUUGUAUUACGUGCGUGAAUUGUUUUCCACCUACAGAUCAUUACAUAUGAGACUGCAGAAUGAUUAACAACUACACAUGUUAUUUUUGAAUUAUGUUACUUUGGUAUUUAAAAAAACUUGUAUUAUGUUUUUUUUUCUAUUCUGCUUUAUGUCGCUUUUAUGUUAAUAUUGUAGUGUAAGGACCCCAGGGAAGAACAGUAGUGUUCUAUAAACAUUGCUGAAUUGGGCUUUCCACCAAUAUUUCAUUUUGUAUAUUUUACUAUGUAAUAUAUUUUUAUCUGAUUUCGGAAAUAACAAGAACAACAACGACAACAACGACAUUGUCUGUUUCAUAUACAGUGUAAUGCCUGACAAGUUUUCCUGAAUUUGCAUGAUUUGUUGACAUUGUUUUUAUUCAUGAGCAUGAAUUAACUCUUUACAUUCUUAUUUUCAUUCUAAAACGACAAUUACACCUUAAACCAUUAAUUACGAGGGAUUGCUUGGAUAUCUUCUGAGUAUAAAACACUCCAGAAUCUGAGAACCUUGUGAAAGGAGUCCACAAAAUGUUCAAGGAGAUGGAGGAGAAGCUUCAGCAAGAUCCAGACACAUUUGCCGAGCCUUUCAAGGCAAUGUUGAAAUCAUAUGGGCGUCUGAAGACAAAAAACAACUUUGUCUCAGCCAUCAGAAUGUUUGGCCGAUAUAGCGGCAUUAAUCUUGCCAGGCGCAAGGUUAAGCCCAAGGUAGCAGGAAUGCAAGUGUCUGGUCCAAGCAUCGGGGUGCAGCCCACAGCCAUUGGGCGAAGAAGAGUAAAGCUUGGGGGGAGGAGACGCUUGACAGGGGGUCGACCAACCAAACAAGAAGCUGUUGUGGAGCAUGGAUAUGCCAGAGCUUCCUCAUCCUCUCAGCUUCCCUGUAAGAAGCGUGUUGCUGCACCGCAUUCCCUCAGCCAUGCUGUCACAGUGUGCCAAUCUAUCGGCAAGACACAUAAUGCCAAAUAAUUUGUGCAUAGUUUUCAUAGUUUUCACCUACCAAGAACAUGUUAGUCAUUGGGAGCACCAUUUCUGGUGGCCAAGUCAACAUACAUACACCCUAGCUGUAGACCCUGUAUGGCCAAUGCAAUCAAACUUGGCAUGAAGCUAGCUUUAAUAGGUAAUAUUGUUCACAUACCUGCUUUCUAUGUGUGGGCGUUCUAAUGGCUCUAUAACUUUAUUGCGUAAUGACCAAUUGUCCCAUUAAGCCGAGGGCCAAAGUCAGAAAAGAGGGAUUUGCCUGCCACUACCAUACCACACAAAGCACACCCCGUUUAUUUGAAAGAUUUUCUAAUAAUACAAAAUAUUUCUGAGCUGUUGUUUUAAGCCUCGAUCUGCUACAAAGUAGCCGGAGGCAUUAUGUUUUAGGAUUGUCCGUCCAUCCUACGUCCCUUUCUCGUGAUCGGGUUAUCUCAAGAACCAAUUGAUGGCUUCCCGCCAAACUUGGGUCAUAGUAUCUUGCAGAGCCAA